Messenger RNA from Ciona intestinalis (vase tunicate), 1220 nucleotides. NCBI's taxonomy places the organism in Eukaryota, Metazoa, Chordata, Ascidiacea, Phlebobranchia, Cionidae. The record is from RefSeq and is a predicted model, not a curated record.
UCUAUAUAGGCUAUUCGUUUAUAAUAUAUAUCUUGUAUACUGUGGUAUUGUAUUUUGGAUUCAACAAUAGAGUUCAAAACGAAAUGGAAUUAUACUCACUUGUUCGAAUUCUUGCAUUCGUGCAUGUUGCUUUGAACCGUGGUGAAGCACGUCACCACUCUGCUGAGAUCAUCCAACGUCCUGAUGACGUCAUUGGGGCUGAUUGCGGCAAGGAGAUACGAGUGACGUGUAUGGCUCGAUCACGUGACGAACCAAAGAUAACACGACCCACGCCAGACAUUGAAUGGUGGUUUAAGGAACAACAGGAGUCUAUGACGUCACAAUCACGAAAAAUACACCGACUGGACAGAGAAGAAAGAGUAAAAAUAUUAGUGGAGGUGUUCACAGUGGUCAAAAGUACCUUGAUAAUCAAGGAUGCGCAGCCAGGCGACGAAGGCGUAUAUCAGUGCAGAGCAAGUAAUAGUCCUAACCGUUAUAAAGAGGGAGUUAAUUUGUACCAGCACUGGAAAAUCGAAGAGGCCCCCGUGACUAAUAUGAAGUGUGGAGAAGCUACUACAAUAGCAACAACAUUCGCGGAUGUCGCACCUACGUCAUCUUAUAACAGGUCUGUAAUAAGUGACGUCAUUAACCUUGCAAUGACGUCAAUACCUAACAUCAAGAAAUCUAAUGAUAUAUACGAAAAGCAAGAACCAGAAACGCCAAAUCGAAGGAAGGUUCGCCCAAUUAUUAAUCGACCACCACGGAGAAGCACAGCACCAAAUAAUACAACCGGUAGAGGGACAGGUUCCACAUUUCAUCAAAGCCUGCAUGUCCUGCUUUCGUCUCUUAUCUUCUUAUCUUGUAUUGUGACGUUAUAAAGCAUAUGUUUAUCUUCCGAUGGAUUGUAUAACAUAAUCACUGUGAUCAAACAAUGCGGCCAUCAGACACGCCCCCGGAAUGUAAAACCCAGAGAGGGAUUACCGAAAUCGCCCUCACUAAUGGAUAUUUCAAGGACAGACACCGCCGCAACAAUACCGAAAAGACGAAUUGCAUUUCGGCGUUUUAAAUUAGAAAAUCUGUCAGUUUAGCGGUUUGGUCUUUUGAAAAAUGUUGUUUGAUGUUGGGUGAAUUUGAAACCAAAGUUCAGAUCGCACAAUUUUGAUAAAAAUUUAUUCUGUUAUUUUCCUGUUUCAAUCAUGUUGAUAUAUUGCUUGAAAUAAAAUUUCUUUCAUGAUUGAUAC